UGUGGAUAGAAGAGAUAAGGGGAGGGGCCGCGCGACAUGGAUUCUCCUUCCAGGGAUGGAAUCUUGGAGAUUCACUUGUAGGGCAUCGCUAGGGUUCUUCGCUUAGGCGGCAUUGCUUGAGAUGAGCCAGGGCAUGCCGUGUUUGCGCUCGUCUAAUCAGCUCUAUGCUCGGCCAGCGCCCACCCAUGAUCGGAUAGCGAGGAGCCAUCGAAAUCUCUCGCCAGGUACCUGUAGGAAGGUCCUAGUGCUAGAAUCUAGCAGCAGCAGCAGGGAUUAUGGAGGAGCAGUGGUGGUCUCGAUCUCUAGCCGCCGCUGGAGCUGCUGGAAUGGCCAGAGGAUCCGAGAAUUGGUUGCCAGAUCGUCGUCGUCGCUGGAGGGGGAGCUCCACGGCAGCAGCGAAGCCGCGGAGGGGGAUAUUUCGCUCAAGAAACCGGUGAAUGGGGGAUUUCAAGGCAUGGCCGAGGCGUUUGGGAUCUCGCCAAGGACGGCCACGGCAAUCACUCUGGGCAUCUCGGUGGCUGCGCUCGUCGCUCCCUCCUUCAUGCGUCCAUUCCUCCUCGCCACCACGACGAAGGCCAAAGCUCUCACCCUCAUCACGCUGCUGUGUGGCUUCUACAUGGCCUGGAACAUUGGCGCCAACGACGUCGCCAACGCCAUGGGCACCUCGGUUGGAUCCGGCGCUCUCACUCUCCGCCAGGCCGUGCUCACCGCCUCCAUCCUCGAGUUCGCCGGGGCUUUUAUGGUUGGCUCUCACGUAAGCGAAACCAUGCAGAAGAUCUUGGUGCCCGGGACGUUUGCUGGGAACGAUAGCUUGCUCUUUUCUGGGAUGCUCUCAUCUCUCGCCGCCGCUGGCUCCUGGCUCCAAGUUGCCUCCUACUGUGGCUGGCCGGUGUCGACGACGCACUGCAUCAUCGGCUCGCUUGUCGGGUUUGGACUCGUCUAUGGUGGCGUGAAUGCGGUUUACUGGAAGUCCCUGGCUCGCGUCGUCUCCUCGUGGAUUAUCUCGCCGCUUUUGGGAGGCUUGGUCUCUUACGGUGUCUACAAGUGCAUCAGAACGUUCGUGUAUAGCGCACCACAUCCGGGUGUAGCAGCAGCACGAGCAGCUCCCAUCGCUGUGUUUGUGGGAGUUUUAGCCUUCUCUGUCACGGCUUUACCCGUCCACGGCAGCUCUCUCGUGAUGGCAGCGGAAGCCAUUGGUCUCGGAGCUUUGGGAGCUGUUAUCAUCAACUUGAUCAUUCGUCGGCAACUCGGUGGUCUCAUCGGCGAGUUCUGCGAUAUCCCCGUCAAAGAGAGCUCCGCAGGUGGAGCACCAGCGGCAGCGUCACUCCGGAAGAUCAGCUUCACGGACAGGAUUGAAGGUCCCACGGGAACACAGCUCCAGAUCGUCUACACCGUCUUUGGCUACCUCCAAGUCCUGUCAGCGUGCUUCAUGUCGUUCGCUCACGGAGCCAACGACGUCGCCAACGCAAUCGGCCCGAUCUCUGGAGCUCUGGCAAUUCUCCACGGCUCCAAGGCAGUGACCGCGGCGGUGUCGACACAGGUGCUUGCGUGGGGUGGCUUUGGGAUCGUGGCCGGCCUGCUGGUGUGGGGAUACAGAGUUAUCGCGACCAUCGGCAACAAGAUCACGGAGCUGACUCCUACGAGAGGAUUCGCGGCGGAGUUUGCCGCUGCCAGUGUCGUGGUAGGAGCAUCGAGGCUGGGACUCCCAAUCUCCGCGACUCACACUCUGGUCGGCGCUGUCAUGGGUGUUGGAUUCGCUAGAGGACUCAACAGUGUCCGCGGCGAGACAGUCCGGGAGAUCGUCGCUUCGUGGGUGGUGACGAUCCCGGUUGGAGCUCUCCUCACCGUGCUCUACACGAGUUUGUUCCGGCUCCUCGUUCCUUCCCUGGCGUGAGUGGGCGAUCGAAGGGAAGAGAAAGUAAGGUGGAAGAAGAACUCCAGAGAACUCGGAAGAACAUAGCGAUGGAAUGGAAGAAUAACUCCGAAGAACCUUUUGUCAGGAAUAUUUACAUUGAAUUUAUACUAUGUAUAUUUACAAAUCAAGCGAUGAUCUUUGGUGA
Selaginella moellendorffii is the source of this 2060-nucleotide messenger RNA. Its product is annotated as inorganic phosphate transporter 2-1, chloroplastic. Gene Ontology annotation, molecular function: phosphate transmembrane transporter activity. Gene Ontology annotation, biological process: phosphate ion transmembrane transport. NCBI's taxonomy places the organism in Eukaryota, Viridiplantae, Streptophyta, Lycopodiopsida, Selaginellales, Selaginellaceae. The transcript has 3 exons. Gene Ontology annotation, cellular component: membrane. The record is from RefSeq and is a predicted model, not a curated record. Bases 122 to 1894 code for a protein of 590 amino acids.